CGAGCGCCACAGAAGGCGCCCGAAGCUCCCGAAGUCGAGGCUCCACGCUACACCUUCAGAAGUGGAUGACGCAACUACCAGAGGCUGAAGAGCUGGACCCACCUGAGCCUGACAUGGAGAUGUGGAGCGUAGAAGAACUGAGGAAGCGGUCAAAAGAGCUAAACCUCCUGGAAGUGGCCGAGGUGAGCACCAUGAAUGGAGACAAGAGCUCGCCGAGUGAGAAGAAGGAGACAGACCGAAGCCCUUCUAAGAGCAGUAACUCCGGGAGUCAAAUCACAGUCCGCACAAGUCCAGUGGUUGUCGACACGAUCCCAGUCUGCCGGCAGUGUCACAAGAAGUGCCUCUCGAAGCCCAACAGCCCACUUAUAUCGCAGAAGGAGCCCCCAAAGCCCAAGGAGGCACCCUCACCACAGAAUUCGUCGCGUAAAAGUCCUACAUGCAGUGCCAAUUGCGGUAACAGGAAACCGAAAACCUUCUCCACGCAUUUAGAGCGUAAAGGUGCUAUCAAGAUACGUCCAGAAGAUGCUCCUAAAGCAGCCAUGAGAGUCAUAGACUCCAUAGAGCAAAGUCAAAGAAUGCUCAAAUCUACGUCCUAUGAUCUAAAAACUGAAUCCCCCCUAUUAAGCAGAAGUCUACACUCAACGAAUAAGAGCCAACUCGAGUUGAGGAAAGAUACUUCUAUUAGAUCUCCCAGCCCUUCCUCCGGUUCUAGAAAUAAUAGCCCUUUAUCCACUAGUCAUACUACUUGUAGCUCGAUGGUGUUCAAUUCUAGCUCUAAUGAUUUAAGAAUGUCUAGCUCUAAUAUUUCUAACCAAGUCCAGUGCGUUAUAGCUCAAGAGAGAUACCUGAACGAAGUAAAAUGCGUUGAAAGCGUUACAUUGUCAAAGACAAAAAACAACAACGCUAACUACCCAUCCCCGGCGACUAUAAGGAAAGAACAAAUAACUAGACAAAAGGCUGAAAAUGUGCUUAAUAAAGUAUUAGGUAUGAACAUUAUAACUAAGAGAGAAAACGUUGGAUCAUGCCUCAAAACGUCAUCGGUGUUUUUAGAUGACGAUUCGGUGCAUGAAGAUGAGGACUUUAAAAUUGAAAGGGGAUUGAGGAGAUCUCCUAGGAUGGGUAUAUCAGCGGUUACAAAAAUGAACGGUGAUAUAAAUAAGAAGACUGAAGACGUGAACGCUAAUACGUGUAAUGAUGCGUCUGACGAUGAUUUAGAGCUGGGCCCUCUCAUGUUGAUGGGGUUGUCGGCGAUCAAUCCUGCGGCGCAUCUGAUGCGAGUGGAGCCUUUUAAGAAGGCGUCUGCGGCCAGCUUGAAUGCUAACUCGAGGCCGGAAAGCCUGGGCUCCAUAAAAUGUGAAUCCCCGGUCAACAUUUCGGUGGUGCCGCCGACACCGGACUACAAUUCUGUUGAUAAGACUGAUACUCUAGUAGACGAAUCCCCUGAGUCGCCGGACGCACCCGAAGACCUGCCUUACGUGUCACUCAAGAGAUCCGGCAACAUUGAUUUCAGAUACGGCACGAUGUCGAGUCUCGAACGGCUGCCGUCCGACGAAACGGACGACGGGAAUGUGAGGACGGAACCGGAGCCGGCUAAACCGUAUAAUGCAGUGUCAGGAGCGGCCGGCGGUAUAAUGGGCUGGACGGCCAGGGCCGGCUCGUUCGUGGUUGAAAAGAUGAACAUCUUCAGUUACACUGAGAGCGUGCCCAGCACAGCGCUUGCGCACAAACAGCCGUCUUUCCUAGAAAGAUGCCUGGGCGUCAGCGAUUGGAAGGCUGUAGCGGAAGACGGCACGGCGGAGACGGGGGACGGGAGUGGGGCGAGCGGGGAGGAGGCGUGGGGCACGCCCUCGUCGGGGGACCUGUCGGACAACCUGCCGGACUCGGAACAUGGGACGCUCUCUUCUCCUACGAAGUCCUCGUCAUCGUACGCUGGCGACGACGACACCGAGCUCAUGAUGGACGAGCUCCUCAUGGCACCCACCAUCACUGGUCCUACCACACUCAGGCCACUCUUACCCAGGAGAAGACUGGAGCCCUUGAUGGAGGAGGAGUGUUCAGACAGCGGGAGCGAAGACAAUAAGCAGACGCCCACCAACUCGGAGGACCAGGGCAGCGCGCGUGGACUCGCUGCUGACGACUACUCCGUCGCGCGCCAGCCGCCCUCUGCAUUAGAGUCAGAAGCAGGGGGCGGGGGUGGCGCGCGGGCUGGCGGGGGGUGCGGUGCCGGCGCGGCCGAUCUGAGCCCAGAUCGGACGCCCACCAACGAGGCGCCCUUACCGCUCUUACAAUCUGCUUCAAGAGAGUAUGCGGAGCGUGCCGCUGUUGGACGCCGGGGCUCAGCCAGCUCAGCAAGCACGCCCUCCACACUCGAGCGCACCGCCAUCCACAAUAUACCGCACCAAUCUCCAGUAUCGGAGCGUGCGCCGGACCUUCAACCGGAGGAGCGACUCAGCCCCCGAGCAGAGAUGCGGCUGGCUUUGGAUCAGGGGACGGACGUGCUGGCGCAGCAGGAAGCGAGAAAACAGGCUGGCGGGUCAGACCCCUGGUCGUUUCGCGCGGCCUGUCAGCGGUCGCUUCUACGUCGGGUGGCGAGCGCGGACGCCGUGACACUAUGCCGCGCUCAAACCCGCCGCACCGCGCCGCAUACUACUUCGCGCAGUUCUGUAUAUGCUUGGAAAGUUCCAGAAAGCGAGAAACUUACGGAGAUGGAGCAACUGGCGCGAGUGGAAGCUCAGACGAUGCGUUCGCGGACGCGCUCUCUAUGCCAGAACGGGAAGAUAUUGGGUUUCCUUCGGCGUCGAGCCUCCUCCGAUAGUCCACGCCGCGAGCCCCUGCUGCUCGGUACGCGCCCAUUCUCCCCCCGACGAUCUACAGUGAGCAAUAAUGAUGGCUAUUAUAAGAUUUGCUUUGUCAACGGCAAUGUGUGAAUGGGACAGGACGGUACGUCAGAGUCGCACGUCCGUUAUCUUGAGACUGGCAAAUUUCGAGCGCCAAAACGAUCUUAGAACAUCUUAAGUCGCUAUGAACACCUACAGUGGCAUAUUUCACAAUAGUGACAAUUGUUGCCCGACAGAGACACUUCACCGAUCAUUGUCUUCAACAAGGAAAUAUUGAAGCUGAAUGUUACUUAUCAACCCAGAAAUAGGCACAGAAUUGUCAGUGUCAAGUGUCAAAUAGCCCAUAGGUGUUACCGUACUUAAACACUGACAAAGUAACCUUCGGCCUUUCAAGUCAACUAAGGCGUCGUGCCCACACCGUCAUGGUAUAAUGGUGCCCUUUUUAAUCCUAAAUUAAAAUCAACCUGACAACAAAUAACUACCAACUUGGUAUAAUGCCAUUGCCACCAUUUGUGUAACAAAUUGUCAGUGCCAGAUGACAAUUGUCAAGUUGGUAUAAUUAAUAUACAUUCAUAUUAUACCGACUUGACAAUUGUUAAUUGAAACUAGACAAUUUGUCAGAUCGGUAUAGUAACUGCAUCUACGGUAAAUUCUACAGUAAAAAUACUAUUAGAGGCUAUGGUUGUUGAUACUUUGGAUGGACAUAUAUGCACAAGUACUUUCAAGAAAUCAUUCCGUCGAGGACGUGCGAAUCUGACGAUGUUUUAAAAAAAGCUUUGCGAUACCCUGCACGCCUCAAGCUUUUGUGCCUGUAUGAAAGGACAUUACGAGUCAUACAUGGACUGGAAAACUAAAGAUGUCCCCUUUUUCUGAAUAUUACGAAUUUUACGAGAAUAUUACGAGUUUUUUAUUUCAAAUCGAAAAUUUUAACCAAUAUUUUGAAAUCAUAGGCGAUUCUAAACUUCGUACCUACCGUAAGUAUCAGAAAAAGGAAAAGCUAUUUAGAAACAAUUUUUGCCGUUCAUGACUCUUUUGGAGACUGCACACUGGGUUUAGAACAAACGCCAGCAAUUUGUUUCUUACCAUAUCUAUCAAAACAAUUUGUUUGACAGUUAAUACCUAUUUGAAUACCUAUCAAUUUCCCUUGAACACGUAGUUGACACCAUUUUGUGAUUUACACGUAACAUUAGUUGCACCAACGAAAACCAAAGUGACCAUUUUAAAAGCCUUUUUGAUAGUGCUAGGUUACGAGAUGGUCACUUAAAAAUCAAUGGUUCACGAUGACACGGCGUUCUUGCACUCUUAAGAGGAAUAUAAGAUUCCAUUUAUAUGUCAAGGGAAAGGGCGAAACUUUUUAAAUAGUUUCAAUAUGUGUGGUCUCCUGUGCGGGCACAGACUUAGUUAUGUCCCUUUCUGAAAAUUGUCAUAAGCUAAUCGUUUUUAUUGGCGUUACGCUGUCCUUUUGUUAACUGUACCUAUAAUAAAAUAGACAAUAACCUCACAGCUGUUAGAUAUGGAGUGAAAACAAGAACUUACUUAAAGAACUAUGAAGUUUGACAUGACAUGAUCAAGAAUGGUCACAGGGGUAAAUACAAGUAACUUUUUCCAACUGGUAAUUAGUGUAGUAAUAUUAAACUUCCUUAGUUUCUAAGGUUUGCUUCUUUGAAAAUGUGUAAGAUUAUCAACAUCACAUUGAGUAAUUUGUUUAUGUAUUUGGUUGUUAUAAUUAUACCUAUAUAUUUUUCUGGCACGAACGAAGUGACACUAGCGACUUCAUUCCGAUAUUUAGUUCAUUGAUAACUUACAUUAUAAUAUGUCAUUAAUUCUUGUAAUUAUGUCA
Messenger RNA from Leguminivora glycinivorella, 4677 nucleotides. RefSeq lists its product as uncharacterized. NCBI's taxonomy places the organism in Eukaryota, Metazoa, Arthropoda, Insecta, Lepidoptera, Tortricidae. The record is from RefSeq and is a predicted model, not a curated record. Bases 66 to 2927 code for a protein of 953 amino acids. Gene Ontology annotation, biological process: signal transduction. Gene Ontology annotation, cellular component: nucleus; plasma membrane. The transcript is spliced from 17 exons.